Messenger RNA from Clunio marinus, 2932 nucleotides. Lineage: Eukaryota; Metazoa; Arthropoda; Insecta; Diptera; Chironomidae. The record is from the annotation of a GenBank genome assembly.
UGAAUCUUACUCAAACAAUAAUGAUCAUAUAACAGAAAGUUGUGAAUUAAUUUUUCGUUAAAUCAUUAAAUAAACAUCAGACGUAUAAAUAUUACAUCUGUUUUGCUUUUUUGUUCAUUUUGUGAUUAAAUCUCGAACACCAAACAUUGUAAUUAAUUUGUGAGCCAUGCAAAAAGAUUCUGGGAAAUAUGAUAAAGAGUUUCAUGAGCUAGAAACUAAAUGGAACUCUUUUAAACGUAAACUUAAAGAAAUAGCACCGGAAGCCUUUGAACGUAAGAAUAAUGUUUUCACCCAUAUGAUUUCUGAUGGAAGAACAUCACGGGAUUUUGUUAAAAUGGCCCAAGGUACAAGGCCAAUUUUGUCCAAAGAAAUAUACGAUCUGAUGGAAAAUUUCAUGGAGUAUAUGAAAAAUUUACCAGGUCAGGAAGGGGAAAAUUAUAAAGUGAUUUAUAAGGAUUUCAAAGCUCCUCAACUUAUAAAGCGAUUGAUAAUGAAACGACCACUUGUAUUUAUCGGUGCUAAUGAUUACAACGUUCUGCGUAUAAAUCAACCAAAGAGUCAAUCAGGAAAGGUAACAUGGCAAAAGAUUGCAAAAAAUCUCGAUAAAUAUGAUGAGGAUUCACCUUACCUACGUGAAUACAUUUCGUAUGAUGAAAAUUUAUUGUCAUCACUUGUCUCAAUGUCCACUCCCACAUAUUUUGUUUCUGACGGAUCAGGUUUUCAAUCAUCUGAAAACUUCAUCCCUCAAGGAAUUCUUUGUGGUCUUGUUGGAGCCCGUUUGGAGAAAGAAAAUUUUAUGGAGCACAGAUUUCUUUUUCCACGAGACUCAAAUAAUUUAAAAUUCGACAGUGGCGUUCAUCAAUCUGAUUUAUUUUGGAUAAUCAAUGUUUAUCCAGAAGCAUUUCCUGAAGGAAAAAUUCCAGCAUUAUCAGAUAUUUAUAAAAAACAAAACAUUUAUGAUGGAAUUUAUGUCAAAGGUAUCAAUGUCAAGUAUUUGAAAAAGCGUUUGUCAUUUUCGGUUAUUCCUUUAAUUGAGGAAGGAGUAGCUCGUGGUAUUGAAUAUAAAAGUAAAGUUGUUGUCAGUGUGCCACCAAUUGGAGCGGGAGUAUGGAAGGGAGGAGCUCCUGAAGCAACGAUUUGUAAUCUCAUUGUUACUGCAGUGUUAGAUUAUCUCGAUUGCACAUUCGAACCCAAGAAACUUGAAUAUCUUUGCGCGAUUUAUUUACCGGUUGUUGAUAUGAAAAUUUAUUCUUGUUACUCGAACAAAAAUCAAAUUUUUUCAAUAGAAGUUAAUCGAAAAGAUUCUUCAAUUAAAAUCAAUUUCAAAGGAGUAACAGACAAACAAUUAACAAUAUUCAACCAAUUUCGAUAUGUUGCUCAACUUCUUCCUGAAGAAUUCAAGUCGUGUUUGAUUGUUGCUGGAUAUGCGUGGGAUGGAAAUUCUUAUCCUGGAAACGAAUAUUGGAUAGAUGGAUUAGCUUCAUUUGAUCCUCAAGCAAUACUUUGUUCAAAUCUCGGUCUUGAGAAAUAUGAUGAAGAGUUUCAUGAGCUUGAAACUAAAUGGAACUCUUUUAAAAGUAAACUUAAAGAAAUAGCGCCGAAAGUUUUUAAACGUGAAAAGAAUGUUUUCACCCAUAUGAUUUCUGAUGGAAGGACUAAACGGGAUUUUGUUAAAAUGGCUCAAGGUACAAGGCCAUUUCUUGCAAGAGAAGUUUUUAUUCUAAUGGAGAGAUUCAUGAAAUUCAUGAUGGAAUUACCAGGAAGAGAAGGAAAAAACUAUCGAGAAAUUUAUAAAGAUAUGAAGGCACCUGAUCUCGUUAAGAGACUUUUGUUUAAAAGACCAAUUGUUUUUUUUAUGAAGGACGAUCGUACCGUCAUGAGAUCUACACCAUUUAAGCUUGAAACAGUAGCCAAUAUGUGGAAAUUUGUUGCAGCAACAUUAGAAGACAAAGGGGAUAACUUUCCGUAUCUUCGUGAAUAUUUGUCAUAUGAUGAAAUUCUUCUAUCGUCACUAAUUUCAAUGUCAACUCCCACAUAUUUUGUUUCUGAUGGAUCAUUGGGGAAACCGUUUCAAACAUCUGAUGAUUUCAUUUCCCAAGGAAUUCUUUGUGGUCUUGUUGGAGCCCGUUUGGAGAAAGAAAAUUUUAUGGAGCACAGAUUUCUUUUUCCACGAGACUCAAAUAAUUUAAAAUUCGACAGUGGUGUUCAUCAAGCUGAUUUAUUUUGGAUAUUAAACGUUUAUCCAGAAGCAUUUCCUGAAGGAAAAAUUCCAGCAUUAUCAGAUGUUUAUAAAAAACAAAACAUUUAUGAUGGAAUUUAUGUCAAAGGUAUCAACGUGAAGUAUUUGAAAAAGCGUUUGUCAUUUUCGGUCAUCCCUUUAAUUGAAGAAGGAGUAGCUCGUGGUAUUGAAUAUAAAAGUAAAGUUGUUGUCAGUGUGCCACCAAUUGGAGCGGGAGUAUGGAAAGGAACAGUUCCUGAAGCAACGAUUUGUAAUCUCAUUGUUACUGCAGUAUUAGAUUAUCUCGAUAGCACAUUCGAUCCCAAGAAACUUGAAUAUCUGUGCGCGAUUUAUUUACCAGUUGUUGAUAUGAAAAUUUAUUCUUGUUACUCGAACAAAAAUCAAAUUUCUUCAAUAGAAGUUAAUCGAAAAGAUUCUUCAAUUCAAAUUAAUUUCAAAGGAAUAGCAGACAAACAAUUAACAAUAUUCAACCAAUUUCGGUAUGUUGCUCAAUUACUUCCUGAAGAAUUCAAGUCGUGUUUGAUUGUUGCUGCAUAUGCAUGGGAUGGGAAUUCUUAUCCUGGAAACGAAUAUUGGAUAGACUAUCUGACAUCAUUUGAUCCUCAAGCAAUACUUUGUUCAAAUCUCGGUCAGUUCCAGAAUCCAGAAGUUAAUACAAAAUUAGCAGAUGCACAUAGAAUUAAAACUUAUUAG